Pristis pectinata (smalltooth sawfish) is the source of this 1221-nucleotide messenger RNA. Its product is annotated as epsilon-sarcoglycan-like. The transcript is spliced from 11 exons. Gene Ontology annotation, molecular function: calcium ion binding. Gene Ontology annotation, cellular component: sarcoglycan complex; membrane. The record is from RefSeq and is a predicted model, not a curated record. NCBI's taxonomy places the organism in Eukaryota, Metazoa, Chordata, Chondrichthyes, Rhinopristiformes, Pristidae. The coding region runs from base 1 to 1116 and encodes 371 amino acids.
AUGCCGUGGCUUGGUGUUUCUGAGGCACGACACAGCAGUAUAAUUACCAGUACUCCCAUCACUUUCAGCACCAACCUGCAUGAUCACCCUGAUCGUCCUCGCUGGCUUCGUUUUAUUCAGCGCACUGCAUACCAUGAUGGAAUUCUUUAUGGAACACCAACUAUGAAAGAUGUUGGACAGAAAAUAAUUGAAGUUACUGCUGUUAAUAGGAAGACAUUUGAGACAACAAGGCAAAACAUUAUCAUUAAUGUUGAAGAACCAAUAGGGUUGAAAUUGCCAUACCAUAUUGAGUUCUAUGUGAAAAACAGAAAUGUGGAUGAAGUGUUGCCCUUGGAAAUGCAACAGUAUUUCCAGGACAGAGUGGCGAGCAUUUGGGGGUCAAAUCAUUUGACCAUGAUCAACAUCACUUCGGCGCUGGACAGAGGAGGCAGAGUUCCACUGCCCAUUCCAGGAAGGAAAGAGGGUGUGUAUGUAAAAGUUGGUUCCAAUAUUCCCUUCCCUUCUUGCCUGGAGGAAGAAGUGCUUCACGAUGAGCAGUGUAGUGACCAAAUGGGACCCAUCAACUGUGAAGACACAUUUAGUCCUCAGUUUAUUAUUGAUUGGUGCAAUAUCUUGUUGAUUGAUAAAUCCAAACCAGAUUUACCUGAUGCUGAUGUGGUUCCAGGGGAUGGUAUCCUUACUGAUGGUGGAGAAUACAAUCCACCUUCAGAUUUCCUUGAAAGCAGGGACUACUAUUUGGACUAUGUGGUCACAAUAACAGUACCUUUAGCAAUUGGUCUGUUUCUGUGUCUCCUCCUUGCUUACAUAAUGUGCUGCCGGCGAGAGGGAGUGGAAAAACGAGAUACAAAGACUUCAGACAUUCAACUUGUCCAUCACCAUUCAAUUCAAGAUGAUACCAAUGAACUCAGGAAUUUAGUUAAGAGCAGGGAUGGCUUGCGGCCUCUAUCCACUCUCCCCAUGUUUAAUGCAAGAACUGGGGAAAGGGCACCUCCCCGAAUCCCUUUUAGUUCUGACACAUCCCGAGUUCCUCUUAUAUUGGACCAACAGGAACCACACAGUGAUCCUUAUCCCAGAACCCAGCCAAAGACUCAACAGCAAAAAGACAUUGGUAAAUAAAGUCUUAAAGCAAGAUUCUUGGCCUGGAUGCUAAUCACACCUACACAAAAUAUGAUAUUUUCCAUAUUGAAAGAGAAAGAAGUCAAGUUGGAAAUACAUGUAAAC